Messenger RNA from Canariomyces notabilis, 1347 nucleotides. RefSeq names its product thiamine diphosphate-binding protein. Gene Ontology annotation, molecular function: oxidoreductase activity, acting on the aldehyde or oxo group of donors, disulfide as acceptor. NCBI's taxonomy places the organism in Eukaryota, Fungi, Ascomycota, Sordariomycetes, Sordariales, Chaetomiaceae. Gene Ontology annotation, biological process: branched-chain amino acid catabolic process. The coding region runs from base 1 to 1347 and encodes 448 amino acids. The transcript has 3 exons. The record is from RefSeq and is a predicted model, not a curated record.
AUGGCGGCUUGUAUCGGCACAAUCGACGUCAAUCCCGGCCCAGCUGACUUCACUUCGACAGAACACCAGCACCCCAGACAUGGCUCGUCCAUCUCGCAGCGGCCCGACUCGAAGCACGUCAUGUUCCCCGGCGCGCUCAAGUCGGCCUUCAGCAACACGAUGCGCUUCGAGCAGCCGUCGACGUACCCCGCCCUGCCGACGUAUCGCAUCGUCGACCAGCACGGUGUCGUCGUGGAUCCUUCUUUUUCGCCCGACCUCAGCGACGACGAGGUGGUCAAGUUGUACCGCGACAUGCUCGCCGUGUCCAUCAUGGACCUGAUCAUGUUUGACGCCCAGCGCCAGGGCCGCCUGAGCUUUUAUAUGGUAUCAGCCGGGGAGGAGGCCGUGUCGGUGGCGACGGCGUCGGCGCUGGCUAAAGAGGACGUCAUAUUUUGCCAGUACCGCGAGCAAGGCGUGUUUAAACAGCGAGGGUUUACGCUGAAUGACUUUAUGAACCAGUUGUUUGCCAAUCGCAAGGAUCCUGGGAAGGGCAGGAACAUGCCCGUGCACUACGGCAGCAGGGAAUUGAACAUUCAUACCAUCUCGUCGCCUCUUGCGACGCAGCUACCGCAGGCUUCGGGGGCUGCGUAUGCGCUCAAGAUACAGAGGAUGCAAGACCCCAGUGUGCCGCCGAGGGUGGUUGCGGUGUACUUUGGCGAAGGCGCGGCUAGCGAAGGUGACUUCCACGCCGCCUUGAACAUUGCAGCUACAAGAUCUUGCCCGGUCAUCUUCAUCUGCCGCAACAAUGGGUAUGCGAUCUCUACACCAACGCUGGAGCAGUACCGUGGUGAUGGCAUCGCUAGUCGCGGCCUUGGCUACGGUAUCGAGACCAUUCGCGUGGACGGAAACGACUUUUGGGCGGUCCGCGAAGCGACCAAGAAGGCGCGCGAGCUAGCAUUGCAAGACGGUGGGAAGCCUGUUUUGAUUGAGGCCAUGACGUACCGGGUUAGCCACCACAGCACGUCGGACGACUCGUUUGCCUACCGAGCGAGGGUUGAGGUAGAGGACUGGAAGCGGCGGGACAAUCCGAUUGCCAGGCUGCGCAAGUGGAUGGAGGCCCGGGGUUGCUGGGAUGAGAAUAAGGAGAAGGAAGCGCGUGACAGCAUCAGGCGGGACAUUCUCAAGGCGUUUUCCGAGGCCGAAAAGGAGAAGAAGCCACCACUCCGGACCAUGUUUGAGGACGUGUACGAACAGUUGACACCGGAUCUGAAGAAGCAGAUGAGCGAGCUAAAGAGUCAGCUAGAGAGAUACCCAGAUGAGUACGACCUAGCCGAUUUUGAGGGUGGGAGGGACAGCCUUGUUAAAUAG